GCCGCGUUUUUAACUUCCGGAAUAUCCAUACAACUUGUCACUGUCAGUCUUUUCUGCAGAUCUACAUGUAUGUUCGGGAAUAUAAGCAGGCCUUUUAAGUUUCAGAUUUUCUAUGUGGUAAUAUCACAAAAACAUGUCUGUGGAACCAAUCUUAGAAGAACCAGUUCUGCCUCAGUCAUCAGGGUGGAUGGCAGCCGAGGAAGCGCCCUCUGGGGGGGUGAACCCUGCAGGCCUCGAACGUCUGACUCGGCUCGACCUUCUGCUCGUCACACAGCAAAUGGAGCAACUUGAAGCUGUCGUUGGUUUAAAAUUGACGAACCAGUACAUAGUUAAGAAUAUUCGUGGAGAGAAGGUAUAUUUCGUCGCUGAAGAUAGCAACAUUCUUGAACGCCAUUUACUGGGGCGUUGUCGGCCAUUUCACAUUAGAAUUUUCGACGAAGAAAAUCACGAGAUUAUUCAUCUUCAGCGGAGAUUGAGAUGUUCCAUGUGCUGUUUCCCCUGUUGUUUACAAAAAAUGACAGUGGAAUCUCCCCCAGGCAAAGUUAUUGGCUAUGUGAAGCAGACAUGGACCACAUGCCACCCACGCUUCCUGGUCCAGGAUAGCAGUAAGAAAACCCUCUUGUACAUCACAGGGCCUGUGUGUCCGUGUGGGUUCUGUGGACACGAUAAAUACAGGGUUAUAGAUGUCGAGGAUGAUAGAGAUGUUGGGUGUAUUGGAAAAGAGUGCAACGGCGUGGCCAAGGAAGUAAACCCUCUCUCGGACAACUUCGGUAUCAGCUUCCAACUCAGCCUAGACGCCAAAAUGAAGGCUGUCCUCUUGGGAGCAGUAUUUCUAAUAGAUUUCAUGUUCUAUGAGAUUGAAAUGGAAACUAAAAGAAUCUUCUUCUAGUCGUUGGCAGUGCUUCAUGUAACAGUGAUCAGUUUCUUUUCACUUAUCACCGACUAGUCUCUCACACUCACUCAUACUCAUAAAGGCAUCACUUGGACUCAUAAAGGCAUCACUGAAGACUUGUAAAGGCAUCACUCAUAAUCCCAUAAAGGCAUCUCUCAGACUCAUAAAAGGAUCACAUAGACUCAUAAAGGCAUAACACACUCAUAAAAGCAUUCUUCAGACUCUCAUAAAGGCAUCACACAAAAUCCCAUAAAGGCAUCACUCACUCUUAUAAAGGCAUAACAUACUCAUAAAGGUAUCACUCACUGUCAUAAAGGCAUCACAAAAUCCCAUAAAGCCAUCAUUCAGACUCAUAAGGCAUCACUCAAGACUCAUAAAGACAUCACACAAAAUCCCAUAAAGGCAUCACUCGGACUCAUAAAGGUAUCACUCAGAAGUUCACAAAGGCAUCAUUCAGACUCAUAAAGACAUCACUUACUCAUAAGGGCAUCACUCGUAAUCCCAUAAAGGCAUUCAUACUCAUAAAAACAUUUUUUAAAAUCCCAUAAAGGCAUCAUACGGACUCAUUAAGGCAUCACUCAUACUCAUUAAAAAAAAAAAUCCCAUAAAGGCAUCACUUACACUCUCAUAAAGGCAUCACUCAAGACAAAUGCAUCAUUCAAGACUCAUAAGGCAUCACUCAAGACUCAUAAAGGCAUCACUCAAGACUCAUAAGGCAUCACUCAGACUCUCAUAAAGGCAUCACUCAGACUGAUCAAGUCAUCACCCGGACUCUCGUAAAAGUAUCACUCACUCUCAUAAAGGCAUCACCCUGACUCAUAAAGGCAUCACUCAGACUCAUAAAGACAAAACAUGACUUUGUACAUCAUAAAGGCAUCACACACUCAUAAGGGCAUAACUCACUGUCAUAAAGGCAUCACAAAAUCCCAUAAAGCCAUCAUUCAGACUCGUAAGGCAUGAAGACAUCACUUACUCAUAAAGGCAUCACUCGGACUCAUAAAGCCAUCACUCAAGACACAAAGGCAUCACACAUUAAGGCAUCACUCAUACUCAUAAAGGCAUCAAAAAAAAUCCCAUAAAGGCAUUACUCACACUCAUAAAGGCAUCAUUCAAGACUCGAGGCAUCACUCAUAAAAGUAUUACUCGAGACUCAUAAGGCAUCACUCAGACUCAUAAAGGCAUCACAAAAUCCCACAAAGCCAUCAUUCAGACUCAUAAGGCAUCA
This is a messenger RNA of Gigantopelta aegis, 2117 nucleotides long. RefSeq names its product phospholipid scramblase 2-like. Gene Ontology annotation, biological process: plasma membrane phospholipid scrambling. Gene Ontology annotation, molecular function: phospholipid scramblase activity. The transcript is spliced from 8 exons. Bases 134 to 889 code for a protein of 251 amino acids. The record is from RefSeq and is a predicted model, not a curated record. Gene Ontology annotation, cellular component: plasma membrane. NCBI's taxonomy places the organism in Eukaryota, Metazoa, Mollusca, Gastropoda, Neomphalida, Peltospiridae.